Molecule: messenger RNA, 999 nt
Organism: Yamadazyma jaroonii
Lineage: Eukaryota; Fungi; Ascomycota; Pichiomycetes; Serinales; Debaryomycetaceae
Source: the annotation of a GenBank genome assembly
AUGAUGGAAACAGUGCUACUUACGGGAAGUAAUGGGUUCUUAGGUAGUCACUUAGUGAAGAAAUUAUUAUCGAAGUAUAAAGUAAUAGGAACUGUAAGAUCAAAGGAUAAGGGUGAAAAUUUAGUACAAGAAUUGAAGCAAGAUAGUCAAUUGAAUAUUGGUAAUUUCCAAUGGGAAAUUUGGGAAUUGACUGAUCAAGCUUCGCUAGAAAAAAUCUUGAAAAAGUAUAAAAUAAGUAAAAUCGUUCAUUCAGCUGCACCUUAUGAUUUUGGUAUCAAAAACUUCGUAGAUAACGUCAUAAACCCGAUUAUUAAAGGGAUGGAGAUUCUUAUCUCGGUUAUCAAGACUUACCCUGUCACCCACUUUGUAUUAACUUCUAGCUCUCAAUGUCAUUAUAAUUUGGAUCAGUAUAGUAACGAAGAUUUUAUUUUAACUGAAAAAACUUGGUGCAGUUAUAAUUAUGAAGAAGCAGUUGAAAAUCCUUUCAAAGCUUAUCAUUAUGCCAAAACACAAAGUGAAAUUCUUUAUUGGAAUUUUAUAAAUUCCCUGGCGUCCAUAAUUGGAUGUGCUAUUUCACCAUUUUUUAUGUUUGGUCCUCAACCGUUCGAUUCAAGAUGUUUGAAACGACUCAACACCCCUAAUGAAUUGUUCAAUAUAAUCUUAAGAUGUGGCCCUGAUGAUUUGAGUAAAAUUCCUAACUUGUUUGGUUAUGUUAGCGACGUCAGAGAUAUAGCAGAAUUACAUUUCAAGGCUCUUGAACAUGAAAAGCUUCAAAACAAAAUAUUACUACCAUUCCUGGGAAUCUUCAGCUGUGCAGAGAUCUUGAAUCUAGCCAAGGAUAGUUUCAGACAAUUGAACUUACCACCUAAAACAUUUACUGAAAUCAUAUUAUUCAAAGUUGUUUCCAAUACUAACGGCCUCAUUGAUUUUGAAUUGACCAAUCCCAAUCAGACUAUCUUUGAUUCAUUGAAUCAGAUUGUACUCACUAAGAACCUUUAA